CGGAGCCUCGUCUCCCUUCUGGAAUAACCUAUUGCCCACUUCUCAGCGCUCCUGGACUGGGGAGCCCGGCACCGACCCAGGCAAUUAACUGAGUCGCGGCCCGGACUGAUCUCUAUGGAGGAAAUUGAAGAGCAUCCCAGGGCUGAGCAGUUCUCCAUCUUCUAGAAGAGAAGCACCAGGAGAAAAAGGACAUUACCUGCCUGUUCAUCAUUGUAUUCCCAGCCCCCAGAAUCAUAGCUGGCCCAUUAGGAGGAAUGCUAAUAUGGACUGUUGGGGAAAUAAGGCAGUAAUCCAUGCAAGAGAAGAUGGUGGUUGGGACCAGGAUUACAGCAGGGGACAUGAGAAAAAUAUGAAUUAAUUGUAAAAUAGGCCAGAAAAAUGAAGGAAGACUUUCGACUGCAGUUGCAGGAGGCCUGUGAUUUUGAUAGGAAAUGCUGAGUAAAGGGUGUGAAAGAACUGACUCUGCCCAUACUUCUCCAACAUAACUGUGUUUCACGUGUGUUCCUCUUAGGAGGAAUGAAGUUUCGUUGUUAAUGUUGGUCUCUUGUCUACUAAGAUGAAGGUGCCCACCGAGCAUGUUUCAUUCCCCUGGUGCCUUACCACUCUCCUUGUCGAAUUGGUGGGAGAGAAAGGCUCAAAAGACUGAAUUACAGUUAAAAAUGAGUGUUAUACAAACAAGGCGCUCUGUGUGCAAACAACAAAUCCAAGAUUUCACUGCAGAGCAGAGAGCCUCCUCUUUUACAGAAAGAAGCAUUUAACUGUUCAGAAUGUUCCACGUCUCCACUGAUAGGCUCAAGGCUCACCGACCCCACGGAAGUGCAGUGUUGCACAAAUGUUUUUAAGUUAGUAAUGAUCUCUCCUCAGUUGUAUCUCACCAGCUAUGAUCACCACGGUUCAAACCCACCGUUAUAAUUUGGUCAGACCUCCUCUGCAUCCCUUCACCGAAUAAAGUGUCCACCUUACGCUCUUCCUUUUUGACGGCCCACACUAGUUGUCUGAAACCUGGGUAUGCUUCCUGCUCCCACUCCAUCUUCUCUUAACUGCUUCAUCCGAAUGCAUCUAAUGACUGAGAGCAGGCUUACAACAUGGCCGUCGUCAUGAAGAAACAUCUUCAGACACAUAAUGGAUUCCAGACCGAAUAUUUUUAAAUGUAGAAGCCUCAGAGUAAGAGCUACCGAUUUUUCAGCGUCUACCGGGGGCCAAGCGCAUGCCAAGCACCGCACUUACCUUCUUCUUAAUCUUGGCAACGGUCCUGCAGUGAUAAAGACUCCUGGUUGCCCUCCCAACACACAGUGCAGCCACUAUGCAGAUAAGAGGGGCCAAGUAACACAGCUGGCCAAUCAGAUCGACGAGGAAAUUAUUAAGUGUGGUGCCAGAAAAUCUCUUUUCAAAGCAAGUCCAGAUCAGCUGACGUGCUUUCUUUUCUUCUUCCAUUUCUUCUGCCAAUGCAGACCUACAAUAUUUGAGGUUUCUUAUUUAUGGAUGAAUGCAGUUCUCAACCAAUUCACCUGCAAAGAAAACAUUGACCUUUCCGUGUCUGAGAGGAGGCAACCAAGCAGGAGCAAAUUCUCCCCUUGUAAGAGAUUUUGUGGAUGGGUCUCCCUGUCGUUUUCCUCGGUGCCCGAGUCUCCACCUUGGUUUCACGCCAGGUGUCCCGGUUCUUCAUCUUCGCAGGGAGUGGAGCUCCGUCCCCAAGCACCAAUUCCCACCGAGGGGUCAACGAUAACUCCUUCCAGACUUCCCCGGAAUCAUGCCUCUGAAAGCAGAUCCAGUGUUCCAAAAAUAAUGGCAUUUCUUAGAACCCGUGGUGUCUCAGAAUUGGUGAAAUAUGGACUGAUCUCGAAUCCUCUGAGCCAUCAACUGUUACUGUGAAAUACUGCUUGUUGGAAAGGUUUAAUUUCCUCUUCAGAAGUAGUCCCUUAGUAGCAUUUUUUCCCUUGAGGAUUGAUUAGGAUGACCAAAAUUAAAUCUCUUUAUAUAUGUAAUAUCCAAAUACAUUCUGCUGUCUAGUUUCACAUCUCAAUUUUAUGCUUAUUACUUCUUGGUUUUGCGUGUGUGUGUGUGUUCUUUUCUUUUUUUUUUUUUUUUAAUGUUCUCAACCUGUCAACAUCAUUGACUACUGUGAUCUCAAAGAGUAAAGCAGAGAGCUGAGAAAAUGGUAAGACAGCCAAAACAAACUUUGUUAGGUUACAUAUGAGGAACAUUGGGUUCAUCUGAUUACUCUGUUCAGAUGGCACAUCCAGAUACCGUAAGCCAAGUCCUUGGCACAUAAUUAUUUUUAAACUGUGUUAUCCUGCUUAAUUGGUUUAAAAUAAUUUAGCAGGGUGCUGGUUGGCGCCUACAAAUGAAUCUAAUUCAUCAGUUCUUAAUUGUUAAAAUAGCCCUAUUUCGACAAUUUAGGCUAUUGUUGAAGCCAGAGUCGCCACUCCUUCAGAGGCUUUCAUAUAAUUUAUUCAUUCCCUUUUAAAUUGGAGCCCUAGCAUUAGGCAGCAUUCCUUUAAAAAACAACAACAAAGAGCAAAUUUUCUCCCACAUACCUCUUCUGACCAAUGUCCUCCCAGAGAAACUUUCCCUAAUCCCCGAGACUGCAACAGCACAGGAUUUAGCGCACAUACUCCCAACUCAUUCUCCCUCUAGCAUUGCAAGAGCUCACCGUUUUUUUCACUUGAGUCUGAUGAAAUAGUUGGCUUACAUUUAGGGGCCAUGUUUUAGAUAAAUAAGCCUGCAUAAAACCAGAAUUGUUCUAGAAUCACAGAGAUUGGAAAGCUCUGGUACUAUUUAGUUUUCUCUUUUUAUUUUUUGUCAAACAUGGUUGAAUUCCUGCAAUUUAAAUAAGCAUAUGAUACGAAUCCACGGUUAUCUAUACUAGUGUCACAUUUAUAGUUUUUUCCCCCUUUACUUUGCAGAUUUAAGAACUUCUUUUAAGAAAUGUAAUAAUAACCCUAAGGGUAUGUGAAUUUUUAAAGUUAUUUAGUGUGUACUACUAGAUGUAGACAUAUACAUUAUUUUUAUACUUUAAGCAUAUAGUUCUUAAUCAGUAUUUAUAAGAUUCACCUAAAGAGCUUUAUAAAAAAUGAGAUGACCAGGGCCCAUCCCAAUUCUACUGAAUCACUUGCCUCAGGGUAUGGGAAUUUGGUGCAUUUUUAACUCUGUGGGCAAUGCUGAUGUGCAUUUCCUGGCCCCAAACCACUGCUUUAAGCCAUCAUCAACCCAAAGCUUAAUUGUCAACCAGAGUCACUAAGAAUAAACUUGGCCUAUUUCACAAUUCUGUCUAGGGACCACUCGUCAAUGCUUCCUGGUUUCUGAUUGCCUCUUGAUUUGCUGCCUAUAUGUGUCCUGAUUUCUUUCUUGUUCUGCCUCUGGCCUUGCCUUCCAGCACUUCUGGGCUUCUGAACUGGAAACCUGGUCUUUGAUCUCAGAAGCCAUCAUAAGCACAGGUUCUGGUUCUAUGCUCUAGGUUGGCUCUUUGGACUUGGCUCUCCUGAUCUUUGCAUCUAACACUGUCUCUACCAUACAUCUCCAUUUAUGACAAUCUGCCAACUCCACUGAGUCAGGGAAGAAAGAGCCAUGAUGUCUCCAUAGGAAAUGAUUUCAAAUAACUAUAACAGAGAAAGUCAUUAUUAAUGCAUGCUCAUGUACUUCAGUAGUUGAGUUUGAUUUCCUUCAAACACUGCUUUGUACUUAGUACCCCAACUAAGAACUGUAAUUUAUAUGGAAAAAAAAAAUCCUUAGUCUGGAAUAAAGGCCCUCUACUGUCUAGAUCUGACCUACCUUUCUGGAUCUUAAUACUAUUCUUCACAUACCUAGUGCUCCAGCUCAGCUGAACUACACUGUUCCCCAGGAAGCCCCUGGCACUGCUGUUAGCUUCCUUUCUUCGCUACAUUUUCAAUGUCGAAAAGGACUUUUUCAUCAGCAGCUGCCUCUUGCUUUACCCACAUAUUCAAAUCCUACCAAUUCUUUGAAGCAGUGUUUCUCAAACCUGAGUAAUGCAAAGGAAAUUCCUGUCAUUCUAGAGAAUACAUAUUAGGAUAGGCAGGAGUCCACGGACCAGCUUGAAAAGCACUGGUACAGUAAACAGAAGGCCAAUUCUAUGAAAAUCUUUCAUUUGCAAAUUAUCACUCUGAAAGAAAAAUGUUGUCUUUACAACUGGUGUAACAAUUUGUAUAUUGUCAUUAAAAUGAAAACACACAU
Felis catus (domestic cat) is the source of this 4191-nucleotide messenger RNA. RefSeq lists its product as uncharacterized. The record is from RefSeq and is a predicted model, not a curated record. The transcript has 11 exons. Bases 1123 to 1872 code for a protein of 249 amino acids. NCBI's taxonomy places the organism in Eukaryota, Metazoa, Chordata, Mammalia, Carnivora, Felidae.